GUGUGCAUUCUGAGGACCGAGGGCUGCGGAACGGAGGUCGAGGCUUACAGCCGGUAACGGUAGCGCUUGUUGUUUUUUUCAUCCAGAGCUUUAUUAUUUUGGCCAAGAUGGACGAGAUGGAAGAGGAGCUGAAGUGUCCGGUGUGCGGCUCGUUUUUCCGCGAGCCCAUCAUCCUGCCGUGCUCGCACAACAUCUGCCUGGCUUGCGCUCGGAACAUCUUGGUGCAGACGCCGGACGCUGAGUCGCCUCAGAGCGCUCGCGCCUCGGGCUCCGCCGCGUCCGACUAUGACUACCUAGACCUGGACAAGAUGAGCCUGUACAGCGAGGCGGACAGUGGCUAUGGCUCGUACGGAGGCUUCGCGAGCGCGCCCACUACACCGUGCCCUAAGUCCCCCAACGGGGUGCGCGUGUUCCCGCCGGCCGCGCCGCCCCCCCAGCAGCAGCAGCACCACCUGCUGCCUCCGACGGCCGCCCCCGGUGCGCCUCCUCCUCAUCCGCAUCCUCAUCCUCCCGCCAUGAUGAUGAUGAUGAUCCCGCGCAACGCGUGCCUCACGUGCCCGCAGUGCCACCGCAGCCUGACGCUGGACGAGCGCGGCCUCCGCGGCUUCCCCAAGAACCGGGUGCUUGAGGCGGUGGUGGAGCGCUACCAGCAGAGCAAGGCGGCGGCGCUGCGCUGCCAGCUCUGCGAAAAAAGCCCGCGCGAGGCCACGGUGCUGUGCGAGCAGUGCGACGUCUUCUACUGCGACGCGUGCCGCGUGCGCUGCCACCCGCCGCGCGGCCCGCUCGCCAAGCACCGGCUCGUGCCACCCGCGCAAGGACGCAUCAGCCGCCGCGCGAGCCCGCGCAAGACUUCUACGUGCACGGAGCACGAACUGGAGAACCUCAGCAUGUACUGUGUGCAGUGCAAGACGCCCGUGUGCUACCAGUGCCUGGAGGAGGGCAGGCACUCCACGCACGAGGUCAAGGCGCUCGGGGCCAUGUGGAAACUGCACAAGGAGCAGCUCUCUCAGGCACUGAAUGUUCUGUCGGAUCGAGCCACUGAGGCCAAAGAGUUCCUUGUUCAGCUCAGAAACAUGGUGCAACACAUACAGGAGAAUGGAGUUGAAUUUGAAGCCUGCCUGGUUGCUCAGUGUGAUGCAUUGAUUGAAGCUCUGAACCGCAGAAAAGCUCAACUACUGACCAGAGUCAACAAAGAGCAUGAACAUAAACUCAAGGUGGUGCGUGAUCAGAUCUCUCACUGCACGGUGAAGUUGAGGCAGACGACGGGGCUGAUGGAGUACUGUCUGGAGGUCAUCAAGGAGAAUGACCCCAGUGGCUUUUUGCAGAUCUCCGAUGCACUUAUUCGUAGGGUGCACAUGACCGAGGGCCAGUGGGGUAAGGGUACUCUCACACCUCGUAUGACCAGCGACUUUGACCUGACCCUGGACAGUGGCCCACUGCUACAGACCAUUCAACAGUUGGACUUUGUUCAGAUGAAGGUCCCUGCAGCUCCAAUACUGCAGCUGGAGGAGUGUUGUAGUCAGACCAACAGUGCCACUCUGUCCUGGAAGCAACCGCCACUCUCUACCAUUGCAGUGGAUGGCUACAUACUGGAGCUGGACGAUGGCAGUGGAGGGCAAUUUAGAGAAGUGUACGUUGGCACAGAGACUAUCUGCACAGUGGAUGGACUUCACUUCAACAGCACAUAUAAAGCACGUGUUAAAGCCUUUAACUCCAGUGGCGUUGGGCAGUACAGCAAAAUACUGGUCAUGCAGACUUCUGAGACCGGACACCCCCCAUGUGAUAUUAAAUCUCUAGCUACAGUUGCUUGGUUCACAUUUGACCCUGCGUCAGCCCACCCUGACAUCAUACUGUCCAACGAUAACCUGACCAUCACAUGUAAUAGUUAUGAUGAUCGCGUUGUCAUGGGCAACACAGCCUUCUCCCGCGGUUUGCAUUACUGGGAGAUAACCAUUGAUCGCUAUGACAACCAUCCGGACCCUGCAUUUGGGAUUGCACGGGGUGAUGUGCUGAAGGACGUGAUGCUGGGAAAGGAUGACAAAGCCUGGGCCAUGUAUGUGGACAACAACCGCUCCUGGUUCAUGCACAACAACUCCCACACCAACAGAACGGAUGGAGGGAUAGGUAAAGGAGCGACAGUGGGUGUCCUGUUGGAUUUUGCACGAGGGAUUCUGUUAUUCCUCAUCAAUGAUGAGCAGCAGGGUCCCAUAGCCUUUGACUCCCUGGAGGGUCUUUACUACCCCGCUAUUAGCCUCAACCGCAAUGUUCAGGUGACUCUUCACACUGGGCUGCCCAUUCCAGACUUCUACACUCCAGGAGAGUCAGACCCUUCAGGCUCCGUCUGCUGAAGACACACACACACACACACACACACACACACACACACACACACACAUACACACACACAAACAGAUACUGUAUAUGACUGGAUAAGAAAAUCCACACAGAAAUAUUCUGUUUUCCAUGUAAAGUGCUGGGGUGGCUGAGGUGUUAAAAGGGAAAUUCAACCAGCUUUUCAAAAUUCCUGCAUAAUUCAGUGGAUAAACAAAGUCAUUCAGGAUGGUUUAAUGUUUAAUGCUCUAUUCUAGGGAAACAUACUCACUCAUACUGACAGAUUUCUUUACAGUGGUGGUGAUAGGAAGCAGGGGUCAUAUUGUCAGGAUAUUUACAAAACACACACGCACACACAUGCACACAUGCACACACACACACACACACACACACACAUUUUCUAAGCCACUUCUCCCUCAGGGUCGCGGGAUUUACAAAACAAAUACAGCCAUUUUAUUUACUGUCCAAAAUAAUCCAGUAAACCUACAUGUGUGCUUGUAAGUUAUGUUGGUAACGGUAAAAUAGUUGUAAAUCUGGAAAAAGAAGUUUUCUUUGGGGUUAAUUUUACAUGUACCCCUCCACCUUGAAUGUAUCUCAAGACUACCUUAAAAUAUCCUACAAUCACCACCACUGCAAAUGAUUUUCACUCAAUAUGUUUCUUGAGAGCAGAGCAUUUAAUCAAACAGCUCUGAUAGACUCUGAGUUGCUUUGUCAGAUUCACAUGAAACCUUUACUUAAACUCACCCUCUUUCAUAAUGGCCAACAGAGGGAGCCAUAGAGAAGACUACUUUCAUAGAGAAUACUGCACUUUCGUUAGAGAGAGAGCAAGAGAAGGUGAGAGAGAGAGAGAGAGAGAGAGAGAGAGAGAGAGAGAGAGAGAGAAGGAAAGACCUCCGUGAUGAUGCCAGAAAACCUCUUUUUUUGAGAAAACUAAAUGAUCAUGUGGUCAGCUGAAGUAGCGGUUCAUGCUGCAGUGGCAUUAAAAAAAUGAGAACAUUCGCCUUAUGGACUAUUCCAGUCUGAUGUGACUGCAAGAAGUGUGGAGGAACUUAACAUGUAAACUGAAAUUAGACAAGAAAGUCAGACAAAGUGGUUCGUUUUUUAUUGUUUAUGCUGCCAUAUUAUCAACUUCAUGUGAAGCAUUUCAGGUCACAGGCAGCCUAAAGACUUGCGUCAAUUUUAUGGAAUCACUGGUCCUGCUGUUAUUUUGACGAAGGUUAACUGGCAUGUGGCUAAGCCCAUUUUAUAUGAAUGAGAGCAGUCUCCACCCAUUUACUCAAAGCACGGCUAGCAUGCCACAAAUGCAGGACAUGCCUCAAUGUGCUGACGCAAGAAAAACUGAAUACCCCAUUCUCUUUCUCUCUCAUUCUUCUCUCUCCUGAUCUCUUAAUCUUAAUAAUCUUUAACGAUUGGUCACUUUAUCUAACAGAGCAACCACAAAGCCCUAAAGACCAAUCACGAAACAGACUGGUAUCCAGACAACCACUACUUUACACUGAUUUUAUUAUUAUUAUUAUUGUUAUUAUUAUUGUUAUUAUUAUUAUUAUUACUGCAGUCUUGUCGGUGCUAAAGCAUAUAGACUUGUGACUCUGUUCCUGUAAGCAACAGAGUCCAGGCAGAUUUUGUACUUUUAUUCAUGAUCAAAUAUUCUGUGCAGACGUCAAUAUGUGUACAGAUAAAUCUGUAGAGAGUAUAGGAUUAUGAUUCUCAUACAGCUCAAUUUUAUGAUUUUACCAUGUCAAUUAAGUUCAGUAUGAUGUGAAAGGGAAACUUGUGCAUGUUACGCUGACUGAAAUGUCUGUACGGGCUUUUUUUGGGGGAGGGGAUUUGAGGACAUGUGGCCCUCACACACAACACACUCACAAACUACACACAGUUUGCCAGAACACUAUACCCAGUUAAUCAGUACACUACACAAAGAUUAACAGUACACAAAAUACAGUUUAAUGGCAUAUAGCGCACAAUUUAAUAGAACACUACACACAGGUUAACAGUGCACUACACACAGGUUAACAGUGCACUACACACAGUUUAACGCUACACACAGAUCAGAGGUACAAUACACAAGGCUAAUAAAAACACUAAGGGUUGUUUUCUGGAUUUUCUGGAUUAAUGCUGGGAAGUGGAAAGUUGAGGUUCAGAAUUACGUCAGUUUCAACCUCUGCAUAUUUGAGCUCUGACGUCUGAAAAAAUGCAGCUGCCUCCAUAAAAGCAAGCACUGUUAGCAACAUUUUAGCCGGGUAAUGCUAAUGAUAUGAACGACAACUUUAACAUUCAUUAUGCAUUUACCUUCUCAAAACGGCAAACUUUAUAGUCAGUGUUAUAGACUUAACCAACUACUAUGUCCGUAUAUUGACUACUCUAAAGCAAAUUUAUCUUAAAUUGAGAGAAGUUGUAUUUUUGAUUGUUUAUAUAUGGAGUUCAUGAACUCAGAGUUAUGAGAUCUAAUCAAAUGCAGCAUAAAUCCUGGACUACAUUUCGUUUCAGUGGACAGUCUCCUUUCAGUAUGCCAUGUAGUUUAGCACUUGGCUUGACUGAAGCUUGUAACUCGGAAUUUCCAAUUUCCAACUAAGAAAAAUUAAAUGCAGUUCCCCCUCAGCUGGGAAUUCCUACUCAGAAAGUCAUGAUGGUGUUCUCAACUCUGCGCUCAGUACAUGAUGUCAAAUCAGCAUGGCUGUGAACAGAGAACUAAUAAAGAAUUACUUUUCUACUUUUAAAUGAUUUUUGCUUUAGAGUAGUUAACUUACAGGUACAGUACUUGGUUAUAUUUAUAACACCCAGCAGAAAGAAGGUAAAAACAUUAUAAAUGUUAAAUUGAUUCAUUUCACUGAUGUUAACUGGCUAGCCUGUUGUUAACAGUACUCACAAUCAUCAAGGUCUCUUGUGUUUUUCUCACUUUGUAGAUUGUAUUCACAGAGGUCAAAAUGGGGCAAUUCUGAGCUCCUGACGUUCAGAGCACAGCAUAAUCCCUUUGCGGUGAACUGACCCCAAGACUGAUUUUUUUUAUCAGACUUGAAAAACAACAUUCAUACUUUAGAGCCUAACCUCUUAUCCUAUUGUGCCCUCUUACAGGAACUAUCACAUGCUGUCAUGGUGAAUCAUCUUCACCAUGUUUAAUGAGGACAGUUUGUGUCUGUCUAUGUGUAACACACGCACACACACACACACACACACACACACACUGCAUGCACACUCACAUACACAAUAGUCCCUCCUGCAGACCAACACAUUCGGACAAAACAGCAGAGGCUUUCAUUUACAGUCAAACACACAGCUAUCCCAUCAGCCUUAUAUAACUCAUCAAUCAGUGUGCAGAAAAAUAAAUACCCCAUACACUCUCUCUCUCUCUCUCUCUCUCUCUGCCCCCAUUUGUUACUGCCUCAGAGCUGUACAGGCAUAUUGCUAAACUUAAAUGAAAACUCGGUGCUGCUUCUGUUUAUAUGUCUGAAAACUACAGUAGAAUAUAUAAAUAUAUAUUUGUGUUUAUUAACUGCAAUAUGUAACGGCACAGCUGUAAAUCCAAAAAGAAAAUUCAUGAACUGGCAAUAUGCCCUGUGUUCUGGAAGUGUGAGAAGACUCUAGAUGUGGAUGUGGGCUGUUCCUGGCUGCUAUGCUCUGGUGCAAUGAGACAUAGGCCUCCUGUCUCUUUUUACAUAGACCUGUGUAGCUUGCUUAAGAAAAUGAAUUUCUGACCCCACCGACAAACUCACUGACCCGAGGCCUUUCCUCAGCCU
Messenger RNA from Pygocentrus nattereri (red-bellied piranha), 6065 nucleotides. It is a transcript of the gene trim9, whose product is annotated as tripartite motif containing 9. NCBI's taxonomy places the organism in Eukaryota, Metazoa, Chordata, Actinopteri, Characiformes, Serrasalmidae. Gene Ontology annotation, molecular function: protein binding; zinc ion binding. The coding region runs from base 108 to 2348 and encodes 746 amino acids. The record is from RefSeq and is a predicted model, not a curated record. The transcript is spliced from 11 exons.